Messenger RNA from Cuscuta europaea, 3887 nucleotides. The record is from the annotation of a GenBank genome assembly. Lineage: Eukaryota; Viridiplantae; Streptophyta; Magnoliopsida; Solanales; Convolvulaceae.
AAUAAAUCGGAUUUAUUCCAACAGUUUUGGCAGGAGACAACUGACUCGCGUUUUCAGGGUGGUUUCAAAUGGAACGCCGGAGACUUAUGAUGGUUGAGGUGGGAUGUAAUGGCUCACUUCCAUUGCUGAGUUACUGCCGGAUUUUGCUGGUGGCUUCCGAUGGUGUAUAAAGAGUUUGAACUUUGGGGCUGAACAGGUUUCUGACCAUUGUAAAAAAUUCUGAGUCGCCGGAGGUUGCUCUGGGGAUGAAAGGUGAACGUUUGGCCGGUGAAGACAACGUUUUGAGCUGUCGCUCUGGAAAUUCAACUAUGGCGCACGACAGCUUCAAAUUGUUGUCGAGAUUCCGAGGGCGUCCGUACAUGUUUGAACCAAAGGAAUGAGCUCAUGAAUGCUCCGGCCAACACUGUUAACCAGCCGGCCCGGGUCACUGAGUGAGGAGGGGUGGCACGUACAGUGACAAGGACUGGGGUGAGGGUCCGGUGAUGAUACAGAGAUGUUCUAACUGGAGGUGAAAAAUGGAUGGGGCGUUUAAGGAGACUCUUGCGAUGGAUAGUGGUUCUGUUGGCCUGAGAUGAUGACCAGAGUUUUUGCAGAUGGGAGGGGUGGAAUGGUUGCCUGUGAAGAUGACCGGAGGUUUUGUAUCCGAUGAGGACCACUGUUGGGUAAAAUGCGAAUACAUUGCCGAGCAGUUGGGUUCUAUCGAUGGGAAAGGAAGGGGGAAAUUAAAGGAAAGAAUAAGAAUGGGGAAAGAAAUGAAAGUGGAAGCAGAAGAAAAGUAGUCGAAGGAAAAGGAAGGGGGAAAAUAAAAGAAAGAAAAAGAAUAUAGUACCUUCCCCUGAACUUGAGUAAGAAUGAUAUCACCAGACAAAUACCGGGUGAAUUUGGAAAUUUGAGAAACAUCGUGGAAAUGAGUUGAUGUCACACUGCAUUUUUUUAUCUUCACACCCUAGUUUAGCUUAAGGAUAGUCAACCAGCAAUAUUAUUAGUUAUUGGUGAGCCAGUUUUACUUGCUUUGGAAGAUAUUGAUGGAUCCGUGCUAUUUUUGGAGAAAGCCCUUAAAUUUGUAGAAGAGUAUGCUAAGGUUAUAACAACAUCAAGUUCAUGCUCUUAUGACAUGGCCAAGCCCAAAUACCCCAGGAGGCCCACCAAUCCAUAUACGGGUCCAGUAAACAGCCAGACAUUCGGGAAGCCCAUGCGGCUAGAUCCUUCCACUUGCAAAAAAAUAGACAUGAUUGAGCAGAUGUGGCAAUUAAUAAAUUGGAACAUAAGUCCUGGCCUUCAACAUUUGACGCAGGUCCGUUCGAAAUGAGGAAAGUGUGGAGCCUCCCCAUCUUGUAUAGAGCAAGCUGCCAAGAAAACAAAGGCACAAAGGUGAAGACUUGCAUGGUGAUCCUAAUCUGUGUGGUGCACUAUCUGGUGAACUCUGGGAGGUAACGAAGGAGAGAAUACGCAAAGCCUCCAUAUAUGGGGAACUGCCUGGUCUGGGACAUGCGGUCGGACUAUUUUGAGGUCAUAGAUACACCGAUGGAUUUUGAACUAUAAGUAGCAAUCUUGAAAGUGGCGUGAAAUACUCAAACUCGGAGGACGUUUAUAAGGAUGUACAAUGCAUAUGGGAUAACUGCUACAAAUCCUACAAGUACAAUAAUAAAGGCGAUUUGGUUUUGGAUCUCAUGAAAUGUGUGAAAAAGAACUUUUCAAAGUAUUGGCUUGCAUCUCCUGUAUUAUACAAUGACUACACGCAGGGUGUUGAGAGCAGUCAAAUAAAGGAUGCUACACCACCUGACAGCAGUGGGAAGGAAUCAGUGAAAGGCGGUUCCUCCUUGACUAAUAAUAAGUCAAGAAAGCUUCAUGGACUCAAGAAGCACAAGACUUCCUGCCUAUGUGCUAUAUGUGUGAUGAUACGCCGGAGGCAAGAACGCGAGGAGAGUGCUGCUAAAACUGUGGAAGAAGAACAGAUGGAAGCCGCUAGUAGCGACUUGUUAUGUAACAGAAAAUCAACGAUAAAAACCGUUGCCCAGAACCAAAAGGCUAAAAUCCAACUUUAUUCCAAGAUAAGAUAGAAUGAACUCUGGCAAGGGGUAUAAAUAGCCUUCUAAGAGAAACCCUAAUCAAGCCCAAAUUAAUUAAAUCCUAAUCAAGCCCAAAUAAUAACUCUACUAAGUACUCUACUAAUAAUAGGCCCAAAGUAAAACAUAACAUUAACUUGAUUAAUAAUAAAUAAACUCUAAUGACAGCCCUAACCCGGCCCACGGAAGUGGGCCCAAGCCCGGUCCCGCCCUAUGCUCUUCCCGCUCUCUAUCAUGACUGUCCAGAUGAGGUGGUUAAGCCUGAGGUAGAUGUCUUCUGUUUUUCCCCAAAAAUCAUAUAAUGAGAUAUAUGUAUUUAAUGUAUGUACUGUUUUUACAAGUUUUGACUUUUAAGCUAUCUAGAAUUUACUUAUCGUACUUUGGUGACAAAAACAGAAAACUAUAAUCUUUAGUUGUCUCCUCUUUUAUUGCUCUGAACAAAAUCAUUCACUUGUUUGCCAUUUACUUUUGAAAAUGGUUGGACGAUGACCUAAUUAGAAACAUGUCUUACUUAGUUAGCUAAAAUUGACUUAAUCAUUACGCUCUAGUAAAUGAUUCAUUCACACGAAAACUUCUGCUGUGGUGUCUAUGCAGACAGUUUUUCAAACCCUGGAGUAGAAUUUGGUUAGUAAGUAUCAUUAGUCAUUCAUAACUCAAGAAUACUCUUAAAUUGGUUAUUUACCCAAUUUAAACGGUUUGUUCAUCAGACACAAUAACAUGCCUCUUAGGAUGUUUUUACUUGGACUAGUUUCAGUCCCAGAUUAGACCUACUAGACUUCAAUGGACUAGACUAGACUACAUGUCACACCAGAAAAUUUCAGUCCAAUUAAAAACACCCUUACUGAAAGAUAACUUAUUCCAGAUAAUCAUCUUCAUCCAAAUGGAAAAAGUAAACAGCCCUUUGCAAUAGUAUGGCCUAUGGGUCUUUAUCCACAACUUGUAUUUUAAUAUUCUUUAAUUUAAUGCUAGUUUAAUUGUUUUUUCCUUUUUAUGAAGGAAACUACCCCUGCAGGAUAUGUGGGUGGUGAGUGUGCAUCACCGAAUAUUGAAAGCCCCCCCCCCCCCCCCCCCCCCCCCCCCGAAGUAGACAUGGACUCCAGUCAGCAAGAGAAAGUAGGAGAGGAUUCAAAGCUAGCGGCAGCAAGUGCUAGUGAAGAUCAUCCAUAUAAGCAUCUACCUGGUGAUCAAGAGGAAAAGCCUAACGGUGAAAGAGGAACUCUAGGAAAAAAGGAGGGUCAAAUUUCUGCACUCAUGGAGUUAGGUGGUGGUCCUUCUAGAAGAUCUGUAGAUGAAGACCAUCCUAUACAUCAAAAGCAAGCUUUAGAGUGUGGCAAUCAUACACUGAAUCACAGUGAUAAAGAAACAUUGCAGAUCGGUGGUGAGACUGAACAGGAGCAGAAAGCCAAGGUAAUUUCAAAAUGCCAUCAAGGACUUCUCUCUCGGAAUGUACAAAUUCCACCAGAAAAGUCUGUGGAACGGGCCCCAUUCUCUCUUUUUUCAUCAAAAUGAGCUGUCGACGUCUUCAACUCACGUCAAGAAGAAGAGUUCCAUUCGAAAUGCUGUUACUCAGCUCAUGCGGCGGCAGAGGAAGUUAUUAGAGUGUGUCUAUAACCAAAUGACGAUUAAGAUAAUAUCCUCCUAUUAAUGUAGCACCAGUUCCAAAUUCUAUUUGUUGUCUUGCUAAACUUUGUUGCUGCUGCUUCUACUAUCUCAUGUUUGUGAAUUGUGAUAUUUACCCUCCCAAUAUAAAUAUGAAACCAGCUUAAUUCUUUCUGUAGUUUUUUUAUAUGAAACAUUAAUUUACCAUAUUUUUUGUCCUUU